Arabidopsis thaliana (thale cress) is the source of this 1155-nucleotide messenger RNA. RefSeq names its product Adenine nucleotide alpha hydrolases-like superfamily protein. The transcript has 4 exons. NCBI's taxonomy places the organism in Eukaryota, Viridiplantae, Streptophyta, Magnoliopsida, Brassicales, Brassicaceae. The record is from RefSeq and is marked reviewed. Bases 195 to 797 code for a protein of 200 amino acids.
AACUUCUUUCUAUCACAUGAAUCUCCUUUUAACAAAUAAAAUAAUAAUAAAGUAAGGAUUAUGCAUAUCUUAUUGCACGUGGCCGGUGCCCUUUGAGACGUAUCACCCUCUACAUGCAAUAUAAAAAGCAUUGCAAAUGAACCAAAGUUUGAUCACAUCCAUCACUUAUAACUAAAAACACAAAUCAAGAUAAAAUGGCGGAAGAGCAAGCAGCGACGGCAAUGGAAACAUCGGCGGUGGAGAAGCAGCCAGAGACGACGACAGAGGCUGAAGCACCAAGUUUGACGACGAAGAGGAUGGUGGUUGCGAUUGAUGAGAGCGACUCGAGCUUCUACGCUCUCCAAUGGGUCAUUGACCAUUUCUCUAAUCUUUUAUUGACCACAGCGGCAGCUGAGGCGGAAAGUGGAAUGCUCACGGUGAUUCAUGUGCAGUCCCCUUUCAAUCACUUUGCUGCCUUUCCGGCUGGACCGGGCGGCGCCACAGCAGUGUACGCAUCUUCAUCAAUGAUAGAGUCAGUGAAAAAGGCACAACAAGAGACCUCUGCUGCCCUUCUCUCUCGCGCUCUCCAAAUGUGCCGAGCCAAGCAGAUACGUACUGAAACUCUAGUGCUAGAAGGCGAGGCGAAGGAGAUGAUUUGUGAGGCGGUGGAGAAAAUGCACGUUGAUCUUCUCGUUGUGGGUAGUCGUGGCCUUGGCAAGAUCAAAAGAGCGUUUCUUGGGAGCGUUAGCGAUUACUGCGCUCAUCACGCCAACUGCCCCAUCCUUAUUGUCAAGCCACCUAAGGAGAUGACUAAGUAAUAUGGAGCUGUUUACAUGUUUGGGUUAUUAGUACGAAUUUUAUAAUGAGUGUGCCAUAAUUUACCUAAAAAAGAAAAAAAAGAAAAAAAGAGUGUUGUAUGUACGUGUGUUUGACUUGGAUAAUUAGUGACAUUUUAAGCAAAUGUGUAUUUGGAAAAGUGAUGUCAAUGAAAUAUGAAUAUGGGUCGAAUAAAGAAGCGAAGAUCUGUAGACUGUUGCUUCUCUGCAUCUGUUGUUGUAUUCCCGAUCAUAUUGUUGUAUGUUUAUAAUUUAUUAAAAGCAAAUUGUCUUCCUAAUUUUGAAUCUUUGUUAAUCGAAUCCCAACUUUCGAACGAAUAAAGGAACUGAUUAAUUGCGA